Messenger RNA from Pangasianodon hypophthalmus (striped catfish), 5322 nucleotides. It is a transcript of the gene ache, whose product is annotated as acetylcholinesterase. The record is from RefSeq and is a predicted model, not a curated record. Gene Ontology annotation, molecular function: acetylcholinesterase activity. Gene Ontology annotation, cellular component: plasma membrane. Gene Ontology annotation, biological process: acetylcholine catabolic process; choline metabolic process. The coding region runs from base 1368 to 3260 and encodes 630 amino acids. The transcript is spliced from 5 exons. Lineage: Eukaryota; Metazoa; Chordata; Actinopteri; Siluriformes; Pangasiidae.
CAGUUCACUGCAAUGUAGCCUGUGCUGUUGCCAACUGGGUGUUUUCAGUUGAAAGAAUACUGCUCAUGAUAUUAGUUUUUAGACACGUACGUUAACCCUUUUGUGGUGUUCGGGUCUGUGGGACCCAUUUUCAAUGUUUUGUUAAAGAAAAAAUACUACAAUCAGUUAUUAUUUCAAUCUGACAUUGGCCUUGGCUCAUUUGUUCUGAAUGUUGAAAAACUUGUUUUUACUGAGUGCCUCCUGUGCACUUUUUACACAUUUAUAAUAUAUACGUGGUGUUUGAAUCUGCUGGACCUGUAAGGAAUGAGAUUGUAGAAACUGAUGUAAAAACAGGUAACCAUGAUAAAAAUGUUGACUUCUGACCUUCUACUCUGCCUGUAUCCUCCUUACACUUUCUUCAUGUGUGUAUCUUUUUCUCCAAACUCUCUUUCCUUUCUUGUAUGUGAAACUACACACAUACACACUCACACACAGUUCUCAAAAUUUUUACAUUUCAUUCUUCUUUUGUCUGUGAAUCAAGACACACAAAUGCACACAUAGAAAUAUCCAAAGCUGCAAAAGUUUUAAGCACAGAGAACCAGUCUACUCUCCUAUACUCUACUCUCCCUGUAGUGUGUUAAUCUAGAAGUUUUCUCAAAGGAAUCUGCAAAAAAAUAAUUUCAUAGCAUUCUAUCAGCUGCAAAUUGGGGGAGGGACAUAAGAUAUAAAUUGCUCUGUGUCACAGUGUAUGGCAUCUCACCACAGUCAAUAUGACAAAAAUAAUCUCAGUUGAGCCAGCUUUAGAAAUCAUUUUAGCAAAUGUAGAAGGAGUUCCUCUUUUGGAAGAUGACGUACUUUCUGAACAUGAGGAGCAUGUCUCAAUAAAUUCAGUUUUUGGCAGUGAACUUGAAAACAGAAUUAGAAUCAGUUUUAUUGGCCAGUAUGCUUGUACAUAUAUGGAAUUUGACAGCAGUUUACAGUAAUACCCACAGCGCUUACAAAAAGGUAAACAUACAUGGUCGGUGGACAUGGACAAAAUUUUCAACUAUACAUAAACCUUCCCAGCACCAGCUCAUCAGCACCCUGCUAGAAAAGAAGGCUUGAUGUCUAAAAAUGGUGAAAUCGAAUCAUCUCCUCUUCCUAGGAAUGAGAGGUUUACAAGUUGGUAAAUAGGCAAAUAUUAACCACAUAUUGUGUUUGUACCGCUUGUAAAUGAGAUGACAUACAUAUUUUUGAGUAUUUCUGCAUAAGUUGAUAUGAUUGUAUUGUUUUACAUUACAAAUAAUGUAGCGGGUUGACCAGACCCCUGAACACUGGAUUAUAUUCUGAGCUGAGCCCGGGAAAAAAAACAAGUACCUUAACCAAUUAACCAAAAAACAGAAGAGAACAUGAAGAUCUUACUCUUCCUUAUGAUUCUUAUUAUUUUCUUUAUCCACCAUUCCCUUACACAAAGUGAUUCUGAACUUAUAGUAACAACUAGGUUAGGUCGUGUUCAGGGUAUACGCUUGCCCAUCCCAGAUCGAAGCCAUGUUGUUGCCUUUCUGGGUAUUCCAUUUGCAGAACCUCCUGUAGGAAAAAAGCGUUUUAAGCCAGCUGAGCCCAAAAAGCCGUGGAAUGAUGUGUUUGAAGCCACAGAUUAUCCCAAUGCUUGCUACCAGUAUGUGGACACUACAUAUCCUGGCUUUCCUGGCACUGAAAUGUGGAACCCCAACAGGAUGAUGAGUGAGGAUUGCUUAUACCUAAAUGUCUGGGUUCCUGCUUCCCCUCGGCCACACAACCUCACUGUUAUGGUAUGGAUAUAUGGUGGUGGCUUCUACAGUGGUUCUUCCUCUCUAGAUGUCUAUGAUGGUCGCUACCUGGCACAUUCUGAGAAGGUGGUGGUGGUCUCUAUGAACUAUCGUGUGGGUGCUUUUGGCUUCCUUGCCCUUAAUGGCUCCUCUGAGGCUCCUGGAAAUGUGGGACUGCUAGAUCAGAGAAUGGCACUCCAGUGGGUCCAGGAUAAUAUUCACUUUUUUGGAGGCAAUCCUAAGCAGGUGACCAUUUUUGGGGAGAGUGCAGGUGGAGCCUCAAUCGGCAUGCAUCUUCUGUCUCCAGAGAGUCGCCCCAAAUUCACUCGUGCCAUUAUGCAAAGUGGUGUGCCAAAUUGCCCUUGGGCUACAGUCAACUUUGAUGAGGCUCGAAGGAGGGCCACCAAGCUGGCCAAAUUGGUAGGCUGUCCUGAUGAUGACGACAGUGAGCUAGUUGACUGCCUUAGGAACAAGCAACCACAGGAGCUUAUUGACCAGGAGUUCCUGGUACUCCCAUAUAGCAGCCUAUUCCGUUUUUCAUUUGUGCCUGUGAUUGAUGGUGUGGUGCUCCCUGAUACCCCCGAUGCCAUGUUGAGCUCAGGCAACUUCAAGGAUACUCAAAUUCUGUUGGGUGUAAACCAGGAUGAAGGGUCUUAUUUCUUGAUUUACGGUGCACCAGGUUUCAGUAAGGACAAUGAUAGUCUGAUCUCAAGGGAGGACUUUCUACAAGGUGUUAGGAUGAGUGUUCCUCAUGCCAAUGAUAUUGGAUUGGAGGCAGUUAUCCUUCAGUACACAGACUGGAUGGAUGAAGACAACCCCUUGAAAAACCGUGAGGCAAUGGAGGACAUUGUGGGAGACCAUAAUGUAAUUUGCCCUCUGCAGCACUUUGCAAGAUCCUAUGCUCAAUACAGUUCUAACCCUGCCCAGACAGGAACAACUGGUCAAGGAAACUUUGGUUGGGCCAAUUCAGGUCCAGCAAGCAACAGCGGCCAUGCACAAGUUGCUGUGUACCUCUACCUCUUUGACCAUCGAGCCUCUAACCUGGCUUGGCCCGAGUGGAUGGGUGUGAUCCAUGGCUAUGAAAUUGAAUUUGUGUUUGGCCUGCCUUUGGAGAAGAGGCUUAACUACACUGUAGAAGAGGAGAAGCUCAGUCGACGUAUGAUGAGAUACUGGGCUAAUUUUGCUCGUACUGGCAAUCCCAAUAUCAACAUUGAUGGAUCCAUAGAGAGCCGACGGAGAUGGCCUCUCUUCACAGCAACAGAGCAGAAGCAUGUGGGCCUAAACACAGAUGCAAUGAAGGUGCACAAAGGGCUGAAAACACAGCUAUGUGCCUUGUGGAACCGGUUUCUGCCUCGCCUACUUAACAUAACUGACAACAUUGAUGAUGCCGAGCGGCAAUGGAAGGCAGAGUUCCACCGCUGGAGCUCCUACAUGAUGCAUUGGAAGAGCCAGUUCGACCACUACAGCAAGCAGGAGCGUUGUACAGACCUGUAGAUAGAUAUACAGAGAAUGUGAGACACAGAGAGAAUGCAAGAAAAUAAAAAUUAGAGAAGGGUGAUGACCACAUUACUCUAUAGUCUCAGGAGCCUUCUGAUAGAAUGUCAGUCGUUCUCUGAGCCACUGUAGAUUAUGCCCUUUAUUGAUGGGUUCCUCUGAGUAGGUAGAAGAUUUAAUUUGAGAAGGUUACAGUUAUAAACUCUGUAGAGUAUCAUUUGCCACCUGUAUAUUGUUCACUAUUGUAUCAUUUUACAUUUAAAUACUAUUACUAUUGCCAUGGACAGUUGUUUGACAGCGUUGCAUGUUAAUUGCAGGAAGAGACUAUUAAUGGUUACGGUCAUCAUUGAGGAUGUACGAGAGAAACUGUUAAAGGUGUUAUAUUACCCCUGAUAAUUGUGUCUUUGUGUGUCAGUAUAACUGAUGCUUAGAAGCCCUCAUUCACUCUUGUCCUCAGGAUCCCACAUUUCCCUUUUUUACUUAAGGGUUUGAUUUGCUUAAUCUAUAAUUGCUGCUUGACCAUGUGUGCAUUUGUCUAUAUUCCUCUUCUAUCAUGUCAGUCCUCUUUACUCUUUAAAUUUUAUGUGUGGCCUGUGGUUAGGUGCAGUUGUCUGCUGUCUCUAUGUGUGUCCAGAUCAAUUCAUUGAUAACAUAUAUAAGGGAAUCACGGGCCAUUUGAGUCCAUGCUCCAUGUGCUGGCUCUAUACUGCACUGAUGUGUUUGUUCUGGCUUCCAGAAAUGUGUGUAUUCCAUUUCUGUGUAUUAUACUGAUAUGUAAAGCGUUCUCAUCUUGUUUGAUACACCUAUUGCAUGCAUACUGGUGCUCACAGCAUGUUUCACCUCUAUUUAUGUGUGUUUGUGAGGGUGUGCAAGCUAAAAAGUGACUGUGUAAGAGUAUAUCCAAAUUGAGUGCCUCCAUGGGUCAGUAUCCAUUAUCCCUUGUCUAUAUGUAGCACACCACUUGUGAAAGUCAUGUUCACUUUCAUUACAUUUGCCCGGGCAAUUCGUGCAUGUGUGCAAGUCCUAAAGAGAGAGGUUUGUAACUACUGUGUCAUGCCUGUGUGCCAAAGAGUCAAUAACUUUUUUUUUUUUCCACUACUGGCUCCCCUCCCAGUAGGAAAGAAUUUUCAUUACGGUAAUGGAAGAAGUGUAAUUUAGUUAGUGCUCAUUUGAAACAACGGCCUGCUGUGUCAGCCAUCUUAACCCCAACUCCGCCAUCACUCAACUUAUGCAUUUGGUGGAUGAUGCAGGAAAGCAGAGUGUUUAAAUGGGAGUGCUCAGAGGAGAGACAUUUACGAGAGCCAGCUAAAGUUGAUUACUCGUUCUCAUGGUUUAGUAUGUCCUUUUUUCCUUUAAGUAUUUUUGUUGCAUGCUUGCACUAAUUAUGAAAUGUAGAAAACUACACAGAGUGUUUUCAGUUUGCUCAUGUCUGGUUUAAUUCUUAUGUACUAUAUUUAUUGUAUGCUUUUUGGACAUUAUUUUGUUAUCACUUAAUGUAUCAUUUUCCUUGCUCUUCUGAGCAUAUCUAUCUCACUGUAUUUACACAUUUUAAAAUGUGGUUGUUUGGGUGCUUUCUGCAAGUCACACCACUGAUUUACUCACACGUUAUUUCAGUAUCAUUUAUCUCCACAUAAGUUAGAACACAGUGGAAGAGCAGGCCCUCCAGCAAGUAUUAUGAUUAACUGUAAUUAUAUGUAACCUCACAAGUUGACAGGACAAGGGCAUUUUACCUUGGAAAGAUGUAAUUUUGAAAAUAAAAUAAUAAAAUGCUGUCUUAAAUUAUUUAGGUAUGAGAUAGAAAAGAUAAGUGAAAUAAAUGCUUGCGCCAGCAGUGUGGCUGGGGAACGUGCUUGUCUGUCGCUGCUCUUGCAUCUUUUGCUCAAUGACAAUUUGUCCUUAUCUCUUCUGUCCAGUGAAAAGACCUGUGCUUGUCCUAAAUCUCCUCCCUUACUGGAUUCUGUACUCACAAAUUUGACUGAUAACCUUUGUAACAAUAAGCCAGUGUUGAUGUAUAUUAUUAUAUUAUAAAUCUGUAUCUAUUAAAGGUUAUUAUUAGCCCUGA